Molecule: messenger RNA, 1096 nt
Organism: Cuscuta epithymum
Lineage: Eukaryota; Viridiplantae; Streptophyta; Magnoliopsida; Solanales; Convolvulaceae
Source: the annotation of a GenBank genome assembly
CGACUUUUUGCGCUUCUAAAAUCUCUUAUUUUCUAAAGAAAUCACAUGUAACGCCCAUCCGACAAAGCCCUCCCUUUCACGUGGCUCAGGAACUCCUCCUAUAGAUCUCUUAUAUCUAUAUACAUCAAUAUGAAUGUAUUUCAACUUCCUUCUGAUCAUUGUUAUAUUUAGAAUUGAUCAUUUGAUGAAUUGAAUGAAGGUAUUUAAUUCCAUCUCUCACGGUCAAUUUUCCGGCCUUCAUCUCCCCGUACAACUCCAGGCCUAUGAUCUAGCGUCCCGGUGAAUACAAAGGUUUUAACAGGCCUGAUCGGAUGUGAUGAAAGAUACAAUCUUGGAGACAGACAAAAGAACUGUAUAUUCUUGAUCUAGAGAUGGAAGACAGGGGAAGCGGCGGCAAGGUCACCGGAAUCCGACAGAUAGUGAGGCUGAAAGAGAUUCUGAACAAGUGGCAGAGCGUCACUCUGGGUCAGAAGAGACCCAAAAACGGCGAUCACUCCGCUGCUCCGGCGAAUUCCCAACAGCCACCGCCGCCGCCGCCUCCGUACAGUGGGAUAUCUCCUGCGGUAUGCAAGAGGCUGAUGAGCUGCAGCUCCUAUUGCGAUUCGGAUGAAGAAAGUUGCCAGAGCCCUGACCCGCCGUCCGGCGUCCCGAGAGGCUAUUUGGCCGUUUACGUCGGGCCGGAGCUCCGGCGGUUCAUCAUUCCGACUAGCUACCUCAGUGAUCCGUUGUUCAAGGUGUUGCUGGAGAAGGUGGAGGAGGAGUUUGGGUUUGACCAUAGUGGUGCUCUGACCAUUCCGUGUGAGACGGAGACCUUCAAGUAUCUGCUGAAAUGCAUGGAAAAUCACGAGAAAGAACAGGGUACCCAACAACAGGACGACACUGCUGGAUCCUCACACGCUGUCGAGAAAUGAAUUAUGACCGGUCAAACUCUGAUCUGAUUAAUAAUGGUCGAGUAUUUAGACCCCCAACUUUUCCUUUCCUUUUUGUACUUGUAUUUACUUACAAUUGGAUUGGCAAGUGGGUGCGCAGGGUAAUGUAAUUUUGUGUAAGCAGAUGACAUGAAUUCAAGUUAUAUAUAUUUAUCCAUGUGUAUAUA